CUCUCUUCUCUUCUUCGACCAUUAUCUCACCACCCUUUUCUCUCUAAUGGCUUCCAAUCAAACUCCCACCACCACUAUCCAAAGUAAAUUCCCCCUUCCCAACAGCGACCUUGAGCAGCAGCAACCAGAGACGACAACCCUAGAAACACAAACAAAGGACGUCGUUCAAGAGCUGGACUACUCUAAGCGAGCACAGUGGCUGCGAGCCGCGGUUCUCGGAGCCAACGACGGAUUGGUCUCGACGGCAUCUCUUAUGAUGGGUGUCGGAGCAGUGAGGCAGGACAUCAAGGCCAUGAUCCUCUCCGGUUUUGCCGGGUUAGUCGCCGGAGCUUGUAGCAUGGCCAUCGGCGAGUUUGUGUCAGUGUAUUCACAGCUAGACAUAGAGGUGGCUCAGAUGAAGAGAGAAAAAGAAAGAAAAAUCCGCAGGGAGAUGGAUGACUAUGAAGAAGAAGAAGAUGAUGAUGACGGUGAUAAAGGCAAUGAAGAUGAUGAGGAAGACAAGGAGACUUUGCCGAACCCUUUACAAGCCGGAGCAGCAUCGGCGCUGGCUUUCUCGGUUGGCGCGAUGGUGCCGUUGCUGGCAGCUUCAUUUAUAAGAGACUAUAAGGUUAGGGUUGGGGCGGUGGUGGGUUCCGUGAGUGUGGCUUUGGUGGCGUUUGGGUGGUUAGGGGCAGUGUUGGGGAACGCUCCGACUUUGAAGUCAAGUGGAAGGGUCUUAUUUGGAGGGUGGCUAGCCAUGGCUAUAACCUUUGGACUCACCAAGUUGAUCGGAUCAAGCGGGCUUUAGUUAAUUAAUCUUCAUUAAAUAUGUUUAAUUAUUUUAUUAAAAAUAUGUUAUAUAUAUAUAAUUAGUCAUCAACUUGUACAUAUAAGCAUAUAAGAGAUAGAAGUACGGUUCUGAUAUGUUGAAAUAUAUAUAUAUAUAUAUAUAUGUGCUUGAUUUGUAUGCUUGUAUAUUAUUUUGUCCAAUUGAGUUUUAAUGUUA
Neltuma alba is the source of this 985-nucleotide messenger RNA. Its product is annotated as vacuolar iron transporter homolog 1-like. Gene Ontology annotation, molecular function: manganese ion transmembrane transporter activity. The record is from RefSeq and is a predicted model, not a curated record. Gene Ontology annotation, biological process: intracellular manganese ion homeostasis. Bases 47 to 787 code for a protein of 246 amino acids. NCBI's taxonomy places the organism in Eukaryota, Viridiplantae, Streptophyta, Magnoliopsida, Fabales, Fabaceae. The transcript has a single exon.